AUGUCCAGUUCUAUAGAUGAUACCACGAAACCCGAACCAACAUUUCAGACAACUGAUAUAACAGUCGUAGAGCCUACAGUCACAGACCCUACAGUCACAGACCCUACAGUCACAGACCCUACAGUCACAGACCCUACAGUCACCGACCUUACAGUCAGAGACCCUACAGUCACAGACCCUACAGUCACAGACCCUACAGUCACAGACCAUACAGUCACAGACCCUACAGUCACAGACCCUACAGUCACAGACCCUACAGUCACAGACCCUACAGUCACAGACCCUACAGUCACAGACCCUACAGUCACAGACCCUACAGUCACAGACCCUACAGUCACAGACCCUACAGUCACCGACCUUACAGUCAGAGACCCUACAGUCACAGACCCUACAGUCACAGACCCUACAGUCACAGACCAUACAGUCACAGACCCUACAGUCACAGACCCUACAGUCACAGACCCUACAGUCACAGACCCUACAGUCACAGACCCUACAGUCACAGACCCUACAGUCACAGACCCUACAGUCACAGACCCUACAGUCACAGACCCUACAGUCACCGACCUUACAGUCAGAGACCCUACAGUCACAGACCCUACAGUCACAGACCCUACAGUCACAGACCAUACAGUCACAGACCCUACAGUCACAGACCCUACAGUCACAGACCCUACAGUCACAGACCCUACAGUCACAGACCCUACAGUCACCGACCUUACAGUCAGAGACCCUACAGUCACAGACCCUACAGUCACAGACCCUACAGUCACAGACCCUACAGUCACAGACCCAGGACCUACAGUCACAGACCCUACAGUCACAGACCCAGGACCUACAGUCACAGACCUUACAGUCACAGACCCUACAGUCACAGACCCAGGACCUACAGUCACAGACCCUACAGUCACAGACCCUACAGUCACAGACCCUACAGUCACAGACCCAGGACCUACAAACACAGACCCAGGACCUACAAACACAUACCCAGGACCUACAACCACAGACCCAGGACCUACAAACACAGACCCAGGACCUACAAACACAGACCCAGGACCUACAACCACAGACCCAGGACCUACAACCACAGACCCGGGACCUACAAACACAUACCCAGGACCUACAAACACAGACCCAGGACCUACAAACACAGACCCGGGACCUACAAACACAGACCCAGGACCUUCAAACACAGACCCGGGACCUACAACCAGAGAUCCAGGACCUACACCCACAACCAUAGUUCCAAGCGAUACAUCAACAACCACGGACACUGGACCUACAUCCCAAAAUACUGAAAACAAUUCUCUCUUAAAACUCCUUCUAUUUGGACAUAAAUUGUGUUUGAAAUCAUCCAAUACAGUUUUCACUGACUUAGAAACAGACGCCAACAUCAAGACACCACCUUCCAUCACCAUCAAUCUGAUUAUAUUGUCUUAAUCUCUUGGUCACCGUCUCACACGACGAAAUUUGGCAAAAUCAAAUUAUUACAGAUUUUAAUUUAAUUUUGUUUUGUU
Molecule: messenger RNA, 1517 nt
Organism: Physella acuta
Lineage: Eukaryota; Metazoa; Mollusca; Gastropoda; Physidae
Product: mucin-2-like
Source: RefSeq, a predicted model, not a curated record